Bombus pyrosoma is the source of this 6248-nucleotide messenger RNA. Its product is annotated as farnesol dehydrogenase-like. The record is from RefSeq and is a predicted model, not a curated record. The coding region runs from base 418 to 1197 and encodes 259 amino acids. Lineage: Eukaryota; Metazoa; Arthropoda; Insecta; Hymenoptera; Apidae. The transcript is spliced from 7 exons.
AUACGUUGCACAGUUGCGCAGUUAGUAUGAUACGUUCCACUCGCCAACAAAGUACGUAUAUCGAAAAAUUUCGCGCCAUUGAAGCGCGCCUGUGAUAAGAAUCUCUCUUGUUUGGGAGAAUAAAUCCUCAACGACGAAUAGUGCUCGAAAUUCUUCGAAUUUUUGAAAUUUUGAGAUUGCGUAGAAUUUUCGAACUUUCUUCAUCUUUCCUAUCUUCUGGAAUAUUGUAGAAUUUUGUAAUUUUAUUGUAAAUUUUUUGUAAUCUGACACUUUGAAACUUACGGAAUAUUUUACAAUGUUGCAAUUUUAUGGAAGUUUGGAAUUUGGGAGAGCUCGUUUGUCUAAAUAAGAAAAGCAAUUUUCCCCGUGUUUCUCUCAAAACCUAGCGGAACUUGAGGAACGUAAAAAGGAAGAAUCAUGGAACGAUGGGCCGGAAAAUCGGCGAUCGUUACUGGCGCGGCAUCCGGCAUCGGGCGAGCAAUUACGAUAGCUCUUCUAGAAAAAGGAGUAAACGUACUCGCGCUGGAUGUACAAACUGAAAAAUUAUCAACUCUCGCGAAUGGGUGGAAUGCAAAUUGGGGUAGAAUAUGCCUAAUGCGUUGCAAUGUAAGUGACGAGAAGGAUCUGAAGUCCGCUUUCGACUACCUGGAGAACAACGUUGAAGAAUCGUGGAACGGCGGCGUCGAUAUCAUGGUGAACAAUGCCGGAGUUAUCGAGUACACUCGCGUCAUUGAGAGCGAUAGAGCGGCAUUCGAAAGGCUGUUAAAUAUUAAUGUCCUCGCAACCGCCGUGUGCAUCAAUCGGGCGGUGCGCUCGAUGCGCCAGCGGAACGUCGAAGGGCAUAUUUUCAAUAUCAACAGCGUGCUGGGACACGAAAUUCCGAGUGGAUUCCUUUCGGAAAUCGAUGGCUGUAAUGGCUGGAACCUGUACCCGACUUGCAAACACGGCAAUGUUGCAUUAACGCAUACGGUGAGACGGGAAUUGGCGGCCAUUAAAGCACCGAUUCGAAUCACCAGCAUCAGUCCGGGUAUCGUUGAAACGGAUAUAGCCAGACACACGCCUACAAUAUCGGAAACAUUGAAAAAUAUUCCAGCCCUUCGACCCGAAGACAUCGCUGAUGCUGUGAUUUACGCGUUAGGUACUCGACCCGAGGUGCAAAUUACCGAACUCACUAUUCAACGCACUGGUGAAGCCUAAUGUUCUCAUGCGUUUGUAGCUCUAAUACAUAGAGCACAGCGGCCGCAACCAGGGAUACGCCAGCACCAGGAGAAGGUGUGUCACCCUCGGAAGGCUUUGUAGGGAAAUUCCUGAAACGUCGCGGAAGAGUACCUGGUCGGCUGGUAGAGAACACUCGAUACCAUUUGAAAGCACGUAGGUAAGCAUUUAUCCGGAAUAUCCUAUUUAUCUUGAUGCUGAAACACGCGCCGUCCCUUAUUCUGGCAAUUCGGUCACGUCUUACCAGUCCAGCGUUUCGACGAAAACCUGCAAUUUCGAUUUCUUCCCAAAGAUUUCCAGACUUCGUCCCCUUCUACUCUUUCAUCCUAGUCUUCUUCGUCUGCUUUUUCGUCUCCGUCUCCUUUCGUCGCUUUUCUCUCGCCAUUUCUUUUACACGUUUUUCCACAUAGACGAGCGUGUUUCCUCUGUUGAGAACCUAACACUCGUAUACACUCGUUCAAACGGAAUGCAGCUGGCAAAUAAAGGCGCAAACUACCGUUUUCGGAGCAACAGCUAAGAUACAGACUGUUCCAUGUGUGCAGAAAUCAAUCUAAGCCGACGAGCUUUGUUGCUUUUUACUUUUCCCCGCGUUUGAUCGUUCCUUGCAUCGCUGGCGAAAACAAACGGGAAGUUAUCGUAGGAAUUUCACGUGUCGCUGGAUAUCAAAAAGGAGCGCUUUCGUUCCUCUCCAAUCUGGCACUCUUUGCGGAUGUUGUUGGUCGUUACAAAUUUCGCUGAAGACAACUCGAAGAUGUAGAGACUAUUUUUCCCUGGUAAUCUACGAUUCUGUUUUCUUGGUUAAAGCGUUUUUGCAGUUUUCAUGGGAAAAAAUGAUGCAAAAAAUGGUAAUAAACCGCUCGGUAUAAUUAGAGAAAUUUGCUGGCGGCUGGGGGAUAAAACGAAUUGCAAGACUGGCGAAACGUUUUAUGUUUAAUAGCAUGGCUUCUUCGACGAACGUAAAGUGUUGCUUAACAUUUAAACGGAGAAGCAAGUGUCGGUUAAAUAAACUUAUUUAUAUAGCUUGCGCUUCGAGGGUUGAAGUUAAUUACUACGAGAUUAGCUAUUAUGGUUCAAUUUGCGAAAAUAGAUAUUCCGAAAAUGUAUUGCAAAGAGAAGUUGCAAGCGCGGAGCAGCAAUCCUUAAUACCAUCAUAGUUCAAUCACCUUAACUACCGAAUUAAAUUGACACAAAAAAUUCGACAGAAUUUGAAAUCGUUUUCAUGCUCGAGGUCGUGAGCAUUUCGGUCUGCUUGAAAUCAUGUUACUCGUCCUACAGUGUUCGGCUCUCACACACAGACACUUCGGUGCAACCAAUUAUCAUGCUCAAAUAGUCGUGCGAAAAUAUUAAAUUAUUGCUAUCUUUCCGCUUCGAACGUAAAUUUACUUAGAAAAGGGGGACACGAAAAUCUGCGAAUCCGUCUACGCCGGAUACAUAUUGAACGUUGCAGCAAUGCGUGAAACCAGCUUUUAGAUAGACUUCAACAUCGUGACGAUCCUUCCGCGAAAUGCACUUUCGAAUUUAACGUUGCUAUUGUUUCUUCUCUUCUCUCUACCGGCCGGUUUUUUUUCCGUUCCUCGUAGAGAGAUCGUCAUUCGGUAUUGUCGAUGUGAAUGGCUAAAUUGCACAAACAAUUAAUUCUUGUGGCAAGUAAAUACUCGUAUCCUCGUUGAACGGAACGGAAACGAGCGGAGAGCCGCAAUUUCAGAAUUUUGCAACUGCCGCGAUUAACUGAAUAACUCUUGAAUUUCGUGUUCGAAACGUAACGUUGCACGAUGGUGGUUUCUCACCCUCCAGAACUUCCCGCGCGGCCGAGGAAAUUCCACUUAAUAACUGCUUCUAAUCCAGAUGGAGAAUCGAGCAUUUUACUAAUGUUUGCCUUGGUUUUGCCAAAAGUUCUACUUAAUGAGUUUCGCUUGUAAUGCCGGUGGCCAACAAUAUGUUUCCGAAAUGUAAUUUCAUGUUUAAAUUUAAUGUCGCGACCGCCUACGUCGCUAUACCCAAACACCUUAAUUAACACGAAUAUAUCUCAAUUACGAUUCAUCUUUCUCUUAGUUACCAGCAACUUCCUACUAAGUUUCCCAAUCCCUUAAGUUAAUCUUGCAAUGACUUCGCUACCAAUAUUUAACAAUUUACUUUUACCUGCGCGAUACCUUUUCGUUAUGAUCAUUUCGUAUAAGCGAAUCUCAGUCUUCCAACACGAAGGUGCUCUUAGCUGUUGCGGCGUUAUUCGAUUUCGAGUUGGAAAUCAUUCGCGUAAUCAACGUUCCACAGACAGAGAGAGAUUGAUAUCGGGGCGCUAGUUUGGGCGGUCGCGCGAGCAGAGUGCAUGACGACGUCAUAAGUAAACCACUGCAACGCGCGUGCGCGCGUUGUACACAGUAAUUAUGUGUUAACUACCCGUUAAGCAGCACUUCGUUCUAAUGACGUCAUGUACGUCCUGCUAACGACGAGACGGUAAUGCGCGGCCUGUGUACAAUGCUUGAAAAGCCGAACAUUACAAAUCUCGUGAAUUACCUCGGAUUCUGGCGAGUUAACGCUAUGCCGAUCGAUUAUUAACUACGAGAUUUGUGUAUUCAACCGAGCCGGCGACGCGCUCCUUCGGUUUCAGCGAUGAUCGAUCGAUGGAAUUUUCGAAGAGCGAAUGUCGUUCCGUAAUUUGAAUACCGACGUAAUUAAUGGCCGCUCCGUUUCAUGAAUCGCUUAUCAUUCACAAAGAAUUCGGAUCUUCGUCGUUGAAUCUUUUAUUUAAAUUUAAUUUUGAUCUCGUUCCAUAGGGAAUGAAAUUUCGAAAAAAUGUCAGUUCGACAAGGUUAAUAAGCAACAUUUUUGGCUCGGCCGCUCGGAUAUGGACGGUUAAUUAACGUAGCUAAUUGGGAAUUCGCAUAUCCCUUUGCCAUUAAAUUCGCACAUAUUUGUGCCUGCGUUGCUUUCGGCCUUUAAACUAGAUAUUCCGCUGAAACGCCAGUUGUCCCGCUUAAUUUUUUACCUUUGCGCGCCCGCGCGUUUCUGUUUUACACUCGUUCCACGCUGUAAAAAUAAUUUUCAUCUUGCUAAUUUUUUCUUUGCGCGUUGCUCCCAACGAACCUGCCAAAAUCGCCACCUCUAAUGUUCAACGACUGUUUCAGGCUUUUAAUGAACUUCCUUUUAAAUACGUUUGCCAUAUUUUUACUUUUCACUGUUCCUCCAGAAGCAAAUUACAGCGUUAACAAUGGCGAAAGGAACGCUAUUAAGAAGCGAACACACUUUUCGAUAAAAUUACCUCUUUUAAAUAUUCAUUUAUUCUGUGAAUUUAAACUGAUUCGUUAUAAUUUUCCCUCUCAGCGUUUCUAACAAAAUUAUCAACUCCCACUUCUUAACUCUCUCGCAACCCAAACCCAAUUUGUAGUCUUCGAAGCAGCUCUCGAACUACAACCUACACCCUUAACUCUAGAAAUCUUCAUUUUCUAUCGAAUCCAGCCUCGACACCGUGUAAGUAAAUAUGGUCUAUAUAUAACUACCUUUGUUUCUAGAAAUCUUUACUUUCUAUCAAACCUAACCUUCAUUUUUCCAUAAAUCGAAACAGCUAUCUUUAACGUUAUCCAAAGUAUGUUUUUCAAAAUUCACAUUUCUCAGUGACAUCUAAGUAACACUGGAUCACAACCGGCGACCAUAAUUAAACUUCCUGAACACAUUCGAUACCUGGAACUCGCAGCAUCCCCUGACCACGUAGAACGAACCAGGGGAGCAGCUAGCCACACUCUCAAGCGAACAGGGCCGUACAGCGUUAAUUGAUCAAAUUACAGGGCUAGCAUCGAAAUUGCAGAGCUGUCCGGCUGGUUUUCGGAUCGGUGCAAGCCGAAAGGGGGCCGAUCGUGGUAACCCCUCGCCGACACUACCUUCCAGGUUCACCCUUGGCCGACCUAUCUCGCUGCAUCGCCGAAAUCGGGGGAAGGAGGACCACUUCAAUCGGGACGAUGUUCCGCGAAUCCAGUCGACCGGUCAAGUGUUCAUUGCCGGUUCAUUCGCGCGAAUUCCGCUUUUAAUUAAUGACUAUCCAUUGGCUGCCACCCCUCCAUAGGUUGAUGAUUGAUCGACCGUAUCGCUGAUUACCAAUGAACACCAAAUCUAUUUCCGUUUCCUACAUUAAUACCCUUUGGAUACUAUUUCUGUCGUGUGUUGAUCGAUCUUUAUCGUCAACUUAUGUGGUCUUGGGGUUGAUGUAAAGAUGAGAAUAGUUCGAGAUCGAUUCAAUCGCCGACGUUUGGUUUGGUAUACUGAAGUUAUAAAUUGUAAAAUGGAAGGAUUAUCCUACUUGAUGUGACAUAUGCAAAUAUAUGAGGAAUUUUUAGGGUGGUUGGAAGUUUGUUCCGUAACAGAGCGAAAAAUUUUUAAAGGAAAUAAAUUCAGCUUAUUCGAAUGUGUAAUCUUCGAGUUUAUAAUAUCGCAAUGAAUUGUUUUAGCGAAUUUUCUAUCUAUAUUUCGUUAUGAGAAGAUGUACAGGGAAAUUGAAAACUUCGUAACGCUUUAUUAUCUAUAUCGUAGAGUAUUAAUGUUGUUUGAAACACUAGUAACACUGACCACAAAAUUCACGAAACAAACUGGAUGUAUACAUCUGAACGUCCGUUUCCAAAUCGCUAUCAUUACCUUUGCAUUACACGCCCUGUCGAGAUGACACAGCUCCCUGCGAGUGGAAGCUUGAUGAAAAUGAGAGGUCAGCCCGGGUUAAGCUCGUAAUUCAUAGAAUUAUUACCGGUAUCACAUAACCUAACGUACCUCGAGGCAUUCGCGAUGCUGGAUCCUUCGGCGAAGUGGUCAACAACGACGAAAAUUUUGCUGUAUCCAACUGAGAUAUUACCGAGCGCAUGCUCUGUGUUCGCCGUAACGUCGUUUAUUUCCCUCUCUGAUGACUUUCUAGUCCUCGCGAGAACACCACCCGCUAUAUAUGAGAAAGUAGAUAAAUAGACUUCGUAAAAAAUAUUACUAAAUUUUGUUACGUAUAAAUGUUACCUAUCGUGUGUAUAUGUAUAAUAUAUUGAAGCGUUUACUGUGUGUUA